Hippocampus comes (tiger tail seahorse) is the source of this 1156-nucleotide messenger RNA. RefSeq names its product neuronal differentiation 1 (gene neurod1). Gene Ontology annotation, molecular function: protein dimerization activity; E-box binding; DNA-binding transcription factor activity, RNA polymerase II-specific. Gene Ontology annotation, biological process: axon development; positive regulation of transcription by RNA polymerase II; sensory organ development. Bases 16 to 1092 code for a protein of 358 amino acids. Gene Ontology annotation, cellular component: nucleus. The record is from RefSeq and is a predicted model, not a curated record. The transcript has 3 exons. Lineage: Eukaryota; Metazoa; Chordata; Actinopteri; Syngnathiformes; Syngnathidae.
CUCCUCCUCAGCGUCAUGACGAGGUCCGAGCUGAGUUUCGGGGAGGCCGAUGUUCGUCGCCGGCGACGGCGGCAGGAGGAGGACGACGACCAGGAAGAGGAGGAGGGGCAGGGGGGCGAGGACGAGAGGGAGGGGGGCGACCGCAGCCCCGCGGGGGCCGCGACGGAGGCGGCGGCGGGCGACGGGGAAGACGACGACGAGCGCCGCUUCGAAGACGAGCAGGAGGAGGAAGACGACGACGAUGAUGACGACGGUGGCGGCGGCGGCGGCGGCGGCGGGGACGCCGACAGCAAGCCCAAAAGACACGGACCCAAGAAGAAGAAGAUGACCAAGGCUCGCAUGCAGAGGUUCAAAGUUCGUCGGAUGAAGGCAAACGCUCGCGAGCGCAACCGCAUGCACGGCCUGAACGACGCCUUGGAGAGUCUGCGCAAGGUGGUGCCCUGCUACUCCAAGACCCAAAAACUCUCCAAGAUCGAGACCCUGCGCCUGGCCAAGAACUACAUCUGGACCCUCAGCGAGAUCCUGCGCUCCGGGAAAGCCCCGGACCUCAUCGCCUUCGUGCAGGCGCUCUGCAAAGGUCUGUCCCAGCCCACCACCAACCUGGUGGCGGGCUGCCUGCAGCUGAACCCUCGCACCUUCCUCCCCGAGCAGUCGGCCGAGCUCCCGGGCCAGCCGCCGCCCCCGGGCGGCGCCCCCUACGCGGCCCGCUUCUCCUACCAGACGGCGGGCCUGCCCAGCCCGCCCUACGGCGCCAUGGACCCCUCGCACAUCUUCCAGCAGGUCAAGGCUCCGGCCUACGGCGCCCCGGAGGCGUACUUGGACGGGGUCCUGGUGACGGACAGCCCCCCCUUCGACCCGCCCCUCAGCCCGCCCCUCAGCGUCAACGGCAACUUCUCGUCCUUCAAGCACGAAGCGGCGGUGGCGGCGGCGGCGGCGGCGGACUACGACAAGAGCUACUCCUUCGGCCCGCACUACGGCGUGGGCGGCGGCGGCGUCUACCCGCAGGUGGACAACCUGCUGGGCUUCGACGGACACUCGCAUCACGAGCGGCUGAUGAACGCGCAGCUCAACGCCAUCUUCCACGAGUCGUGAGCGGGUCCUCGCCGCUUCCCGGCGCCAACAAGCCAAACUAUGCAAGUUGAAUCUCAAAGCCCCC